Paramecium primaurelia is the source of this 258-nucleotide messenger RNA. The record is from the annotation of a GenBank genome assembly. NCBI's taxonomy places the organism in Eukaryota, Ciliophora, Oligohymenophorea, Peniculida, Parameciidae.
AUGUAAUUGAUAAAAAAGCCGAAGGAUAACAUUGACAUUAGCCUUAAUCUAAAUAAAAUUGAUUUGCGUUAGUGAAUUCACAUCUAGUACAAACUGUUGAACUUUAACAUUCAAUACAUCCUAAUAAUAUUGAACACGGUUAGCAAGAAUAGAGUUAAGUGCUUGUGUCAAAUUAUAAAUAUUCAUAUGAUUCACAAUAAUUUGUACUAUUGUGUCCAGUAUAUACAGAAUCACAAUCUGUGAUUAAUGGUCCAUGAC